Molecule: messenger RNA, 5562 nt
Organism: Linum trigynum
Lineage: Eukaryota; Viridiplantae; Streptophyta; Magnoliopsida; Malpighiales; Linaceae
Source: the annotation of a GenBank genome assembly
GCCAACACGGUUUGCAGCAAGUUGGGAUAUGACGAGGUCAUUCGCGUGGACGCUAAUGGCAGAUCAGGGGGGAUUUGGCUUGCUUGGAGGUCAGAUGAUUUUCAAGUGAUGCCCAUCGAAGCGAGUAUGCAACACCUUACUGUCAAAGUUUCAAAAUCUAAUCAUCCAGACUGGUUCUUAACAAGCGUGUAUGCCAGCCCCAACUACAAGUUCCAUUCCCUCCUUUGGCAGCAGCUUAUUCAAUUCAGCAAAAAUGGGGAUCUUCCCUGGCUGGUUACUGGGGACUUCAACGCCAUCUCCUCACCGGAUGAUAAAUCCAGAGCUAGCUCAGUGGGAGACCUUCGAAGAUGCCAAAGGUUUACUGGUUGGAUUAAUGAGGCUCUUUUGACUGACAUGGGGUUUUCGGGACCCCGCUUUACUUGGUUCAGAGGAGAUUCAGCAGCAACUCGCAAAGCCAGUCGAAUAGACAGGACCCUAUGCAACGAUGGCUGGUUUUUAAAUUUUCCCAACACUGAGGUGCUACACCUCUCUAAAUUGCAUUCAGAUCAUCUUCCUAUUCUUACCAGCUUCGUCGGACAGCAAGCAUCGGUUAAUUCGAGCAAAUUCCGCUUUGAAGCAGCAUGGUUGCUCCAUCCGCAGUUGGGCGAGUUUCUUGACAAGAGUUGGGAUAAAGAAGCUCCCCUGCCCAACUCCCUCAAAGAUAUGGCAGAAAAGCUUCAGCAAUGGAAAAAAGAUGUGUUUGGUUCCACUCAUCUCAAAAAAAGGAGAUUAAUUGCUAGAUUACAAGGAGUCACAGAGAGACUUGCUAAUACUUUCUAUCCAGGUUUGCUGAAGCUGCAGGUCAAAUUAGAGAAGGAGUUGGACCUCAUCCUCGCUCAGGAAGAAGUAUUCUGGUUUCAGCGGGCCAACGAAAAAUGGGUGAAAUUAGGGGAACAAAAUACUUCUUUCUUUCAUCAACAAGCUACUAGAAGGCGUAGAAGGAAUAAGAUUCUUACUCUGCGAAAUGAAAACGGAGAAUGGAUAGACAAUCAGGAAAGCCUCAGGAAUAUGGUGCUUCAAUUCUACACUUAUUUGUACACGCAGGAAGAAGGGUUGUAUGAAGAUUUGAUGCCAAGGGGUAGAUUUCCCCGCCUGCAGCAAGAAGAACUAAUGGAGCUCCUUAGGCCUUUUAUCAUCUCGGACUUCCAUAGGGCCAUAUUUGAGAUGAAACCUAUGUCUGCUCCCGGUCCGGAUGGAUUCCAGGCGGUUUUUUAUCAAAAAUUCUGGCCUUUGGUGGGGAAAAAUCUUACUAUGAUGGCUACGAACUUCUUCGAAACUGGCAGCAUACCGGAAGAGUUAAUGGAAUCAUUAGUUGUGCUCAUCCCUAAGAUUGAUCAUCCUGAAACUCCGGCACACUUCAGACCUAUUAGCCUUAACAAUGUAGCUCUUAAAGCUAUCACCAAGGCUAUGGCUAAUAGACUCAAGCCUUUGAUGCCGAAGUUAGUAGCUCCUACUCAAAGUGGGUUUAUCAAAGGAAGGCAGACUAACGAUAACAUCCUCUUGCUGCAAGAAACUUUACACUCUCUCAGAAAUAGAAAAGGAAAGCGAGGAGGCAUUGUUAUCAAAAUUGACCUUGAAAAAGCGUAUGAUCGUCUCCAUUGGAGCUUCCUGCGGGAUACUCUGGGCGAGAUCGGAUUGCCUAGCACAUGGAUUAACAGAAUUAUGACAUGUGUAGAAAAGAAUCAAAUGAGAAUCAACUGGAAUGGAGAGCUCACCUCUGUGAUCAAACCCUCAAGAGGAGUUCGUCAGGGAGACCCUCUUUCCUCUUUCUUAUUUGUGCUUUGUAUGGAGAGAUUAGCUCAUCGUAUUGAACAAGUUGUCGAGGAGAAGCUUUGGAAACCUAUCCCACUUUCAAAAGAUGGGCCAAAGCUCUCACACUUAUUUUUUGCUGAUGACUUGAUUUUAUUUGCAGAAGCGGAAAGUGGACAGAUCGAUGUUAUUCGAUCGUGCUUGGAGGACUUCUGCUUAAGCUCUGGCCAAAAAGUCAACCUCCACAAAUCGGCUAUGUUUGUUUCUCCCAACGUGCAUAGAGACAAGGCCCAGAGACUGAGCGCAAGGGCUGGAAUUAGCCUGACCAAUGAUCUUGGCCGAUACCUGGGAAUUUCAGCAAUAAAUGGCAAGGUCACCAAAGAAAGAUAUCAUCAGCUUCUGCUAAAAAUCCAAAACAAGUUGGCAACCUGGAAGGCUAAUCAUCUAUCAACAGCGGCUCGGAUUACCCUGGUGAAAUCGAUCUCUUCCUCCAUGUCUAUAUAUCCUAUGUUCACAGAACGGCUACCUGUUUCUGUUUGCAAUAACAUUGACAGGAUAAACCGACGGUUCGUUUCGGGAGAAGAGGAAGGUCAAACGAAGUUCCACCCGGUUGGGUGGGAACAACUCACUCUUCCUAAAGACCAUGGAGGCGUUGGAAUCAGACCAACCAAGCUGGCUAACCAAGCAAUGCUGGCUAAAGGUGCUUGGAAGCUAGCUACGGGGGAUUCGACCCUAUGGGUUCAAGUGAUGAGGAACAAGUACGGGGGACAGAGACAAGGGCUGCAAAUUCUCAGGAAAACAAAGGGAGGAUCCUUCGCUUGGAACAGUUUUACACAAACUGUAGACCUCCUGCGCAAGGGAGCUGCUAUUAAUGUUAAAAAUGGAAAACUAACUAAGUUUUGGAUUGAUAUUUGGGCAAUGCAGGUACCACUCUUGGAGGUAACUACUAUGGAGGUGCCUGUGGAGGUCAGAAACAAAUCAGUUGCUGACUAUUGGGAGGAGGAAGGCGGAUGGAGAUUUGAGGACUUCGAAGGUUAUCUUCCACCUGAAGUCAUCAACAAGAUCCGUUCAAUACUUCUUGAUCCAUUAACCAGCAGUGAGGACACUAUGUUUUGGAAGCACACUGCAAAUGGCUUAUUCAGCGCCAAGUCCGCUUUCCAAACCUACUUUGCAGAAGCUGCUCCUCAAGACUCGGCCUUCUGGAGACGGAUAUGGAAGCUGCACUGCCCUGAAAGAGUUCGAUUCUUUGUUUGGCUUGCAACCAAGGAGAAAUUAUCCACAAACAGUCGCCGCAAAAUACGACACUUAACCUUGGAUGACAAAUGUCCCAUUUGCAAGCAUACUGCAGAGACAAACGUGCAUUGCCUCAGAGAUUGCACUCCGACUAGGAAGAUUUGGGAGGACCUCGUUCCGCCUCACGAACAUAACACCUUCUUCGCGGCAGAUCAUACGUCCUGGUUCCAGAUGAAUCUUAACAUGGGGGACAGCGGGGAGAGGCAUGAGGAUUGGCCCAGCUUCUUCGCGUUAGUAUGCUGGUAUAUUUGGAAAUAUCGUAAUGAAUACAUUUUUCAGGGCAAGAAGCUGGCGGACUCCUCCUUCAUCAACUACGUUAAGAGCAAGGCUACAGGAUGGCUGCAGGCUUGGGAGAGGACUUCCCUUCAGCUUGAUUGCAACAACAAGCCUAAUCGGACAGAUCGUCUUGUUUGCUGGGGCGCUCCUCCGAGGGGUUGGAGUAAGAUGAACACAGAUGGUGCGGCUCAAGGAAGCACGGGUAUGGCUACUGCAGGCGGAAUUCUCAGGGACAGUGAUGGGGAUUGGCUUGGAGGCUUCUGCUGCAAAAUUGGCACUGGCUCUGCUAUUCUGGCCGAACUUUGGGGAAUUCAUCAAUGACUGUUAACGGCUUGGAAUCAGAACACUCAGUUUCUCAUUCUAGAAACCGACUCGCAGCUUGCUAUUGAGUUAAUUAGAAAGCGGGAAGAUCCAGUUCAUCCCCACUCUACCAUUUUGACGGCUAUUCGCAGAUUGAUGGCGCAGAACUGGGUGGUGCAAUUAGUUCAUACGUACAGAGAAGGGAAUAGAGCCGCGGACUGGCUCUCGAAGCACAGUCUCGUCUAUCCCUUUGGUACGCAUGAACUAAUGAACCCACCUAGUCAACUUCAGCAAAUCCUUCUUGAAGACACUUUAGGGGUGAGCUUCCCCAGAAUGGUUGUGCAAACUCAGAAUUAAAGUCUGGCUGUAUUUUGUAGGUUGCGAUCUGUUCCUACUUUGACUUGCCUGCUGUUAGGCUGUACCUUUGAGCCCCUUUCUUUGUAACCCUGGCGUCUCGCCUCCAUUUUCUCAAAAAAAAAAAAAAACUAAUGUGGUUAAUGUGGGUUACAAAGUAUUUUGAAAAAAUAAAUAUAACUAAUGUGGGUUUUGUGGGUAAACCACUGUGGGUAGUGGUUAACCACUAACCACAAAAAUCAAUAUUUUGAUACCCACACCCAACCCACUAUCCACAAAUUGUAGGUAUGGAUAUCCAUAAAGUGUGCGGUUUGCUCGCAGCCCGCAAACCAAACUUCCACCCUUACCUUCAAUAAUGCAAUCCUUUUUGUCCAUUUCGCUCAUCCCAAGCUGAAUAAUUGUCGUCUGGAAAAUACAUUUUUCUAUGGCCAUAAGACACUUUCGAGAGAAAUGGGUUGUCAAUUGUCAUGAUAAAACUGUACUGUAAAUCUGUUUGUGGCUAUGAAUUGCUGGUUAUCAUGAUAAAUAUUGGUCACUUCCUGUAGACAGUAUCUCUUUUCCAUGACUUCCUUUCUCACAUAUACAUAAAUUAACUGAACAUCAUAUAUAUAGUUAAUCGUUGAAAAUAAGCAAAUAAUUAAACUAAACCAAUCACACAGUGCCAGUCUCCAGAACAAACUUUGCAACUAAUUACAAUGCGUACUGCAAUGACAGUGUUUGGUCCUGCGGUGUGUGUAACUGUGUAUUAGGUAUUACCGUUCCAAACCUAGCUAAUGUGUCGAGUUCGAGAUACUGGUUAGACUGCAAGUGAAAGAAAGCUUAGACAUGUCUUUGUCAUCUUCCUCUUUUUUCAACUCUGGCUUGCUAUUAUGAGACAGCUUGAAGAGUUUUAAUUUCAGUCUCUCAUGAACAACAUGACAGUCCAGCUCAAUAUAUUUUGUUCAUUCGUGGACUGAAUUUUCUACUAUAUGUAUGGUAGGUUAGGUUGAUUUUGUCACAAAAUACUUGAACUUGUUCCGUAUGAGCAAUACCAAAGAAGAGAAAGAGUGACUUAAGCCACCGUACCUCAUAUGAAAGUCGAGCAUGUGAUCGUACUCUGCCUCCAGGGAAUGAUUUUCUACUCAAGCAGCUUUGGCCGCCUCAAAUAGUCGUCGUGCUAAUCUUUCUGUUCCUCCUGGGAUUCGCAGUCACACUCCUCGGGUUCUUUUCUUAGUCCACUUUGCUGGAGCUACGAAAGCCUCUGUUGGGAAUUGUUGAAAAAAAAAAAAAAGAGAGACGUGAACUACGACGUACAUCAAUUUUUGUGGGAAUUCGUAGCCAAUCGAUCAGAAAGGGAAUUAGUCAUUUGGCACUGCCGGUGCCUUCCACAAAAUUUAUAAGGCCUCCAAAUUAAAUCAACCAUAUGAAAGGGAUAUCAUAUGACAUUGGGCAUGGGUCACUCGACUUACCUUAUGAUUGUAGUUGCCUGGUUGCUCUCGUUCAGAAUUAGACUGAAUUCGUGUAGGGUAAAAUGCAUUUGUUAUUAAUUUGUAAUAUAUGUGAUAGUGAAAU